UGUAUAUAUUUGCACAUAUGAGAUAUUGGGAUAACAACAACAAGAAUAACAACAAUAAGAUUAAUAACUGAUGCAUGCAAAAUAACUGACCAAAUGUCUUGCGUAAUGGUGUGUGCAUGUUUUUAGUGUGUGUGUGGUGUGUGUAGACCUAAUAUUGCAUAUAAGAAUAAGUUUAUUAUUUUAAUGUUUAACCCUGAACACGAUGCAGUUCUCUUUAAAAAAAAAAAAAGUGUUUCAAAAGCUGCCUUGUCAGUCAGUGGGGACUGAAGAGAGAAAGUUUUAUUGCUGUCAUCGCUUUUCUUUUUUUUAAAUAGGCUUCUGCUAACACACACACACACACACACACACACACACACACACACACACACACACACACACACACACACACACACACACACACACACACACACACACACACACACACACACACUGUGUAUUCCUAUCCUUGUGGGGACAUACCAUUGACUCCCAUUCAUAUCUAACCCCUAACCCUUACCCUAACCCUAACCUUAAACCAGACCAAAACAAUUCCUAACCCUAAAGAAACGUUUUUGCACUUUUACUUUUUUCAGUAACAACAACAUGGUCAAGAAAACACUGUUUCCCCUCAUGGGGACCCAAAUGAGGUCCCCACAAAUGACAUUUCCUUUGGUUUUCCUAUGGUUGUGAGGACAUUAGGUCCCCACAACCCCUACAAUUACCCGCCCACACACACACACACACACACACACACACACACACACACACACACACACACACACACACACAGACCAUGUGAUGUGAUGUCCCCUGUUCCUGUUACAGAGGGAGGGAGGGAGGCAGCAGUUGAAUGUAAACUGAUGGAGGGAAGCGGCCAACAUCACGGGCAGAGACUCUGUCAGUCAGCUGCUGCAAUUUUCCAAUAUGUGCAAUUUCUUUUCUCCAGCGUGGAUUGUAACUCCGGCAGACCUCGGCCUCUAAUGGGGAGCAGCCGCAUUAACUAGUGGGCACACUUCCAUUAACUGUUUUUUCUUUGCCGCCGGCCAGGUCAGCGAGCUGCGCACACACUGUGGGUUUAUCCAGCGACUCCCGGCAGGAAGAGGGGCUGCAGAGCGACUAUUUAGUGCCCUAAAGUGGCCCUUUUUUCCUCUCCUGUUCUGAUAGAGAGACACCGGAUGACGUGAACAGGUGACCUGAAAGCUGAGUGCUAUCUUUCUCUUUAAAAGCCUGGAGGAAGUCUGAGAGAGCAGAAGAGGGUAAGGACUGCAAGGAUUCAAUUUCUGCUCAAAAUUCAGCUGCACUUUGUUGAGCUCGACUACCUGCAACACUAUUACUUUUAUUAUUACUAUUACUACUACUACUACUACUAUUACUACUACUACUACCAUUACUAUUACUCUACAGCUUCAUAGAUCCUCCACCGCUGAUAUUUUCUUUUAAAUAGAUGAAGCCACCAAGAGAUACUUGACAAAGUGCGGUAGCAUGGCUGCAACAGUGUUAAUUAGUGUGGACUGUAAUGCUGUUUGCAGCCGGUGGGUUCAGCCACAAAACAACAGCCGCUGCCAGGCUGAGGGUUAACUAGUCGCAAACGCUGCCUCAUCAGAUGACUCUGUCCUGACUCACAUAGGAGUCAGGGGCUGCAGGCCACAGUAAUGGGCAACUCCUCCAGGAAGGAAGAAGAGGAAGAAGGAGGAGGAGGAGAAGAGGAGGCAGCGAAGGAUGGAGAGGAAGAAGAGAUCACAGAGAAGAAGAAAGAAGAGGAGGUGGAGGAGGAACUUCCAUUAGGAGUGGAGGAGCUGUUGGAGAGCGGAGAUCCCGUGCUGGACUUGAGCUACCGUAAGUUCAAGCGUCUUCCGUCGCGUGUUUGUGGACUGCUGCACCUGGAGAAGCUUUAUGUUUGUGGGAACAGCCUGCGCACGCUGCCGGACAGCAUCACCCAGCUGCAGGGUCUAAAGAUACUCGCCCUGGACUUCAACAAGAUGGAAGAUGUUCCGCCGGCCGUUUGUCAGCUCACCAACCUCACCCGCCUCUACCUGGGCAGCAACCGGCUCAUGAGCCUCCCCCCGGAGCUGACAAACCUGCAGAGCCUGCGCUGCCUGUGGGUGGAGAGCAACUACUUCCAGAGGUUUCCCCGCGAACUCUAUGACCUGCCCAAUCUGAAGUCUCUGCAGAUCGGGGACAACCGGCUGAAGACGCUGCCUCCAGACCUCUGGCGCAUGGAGGCUCUGAGGGGAUUAUGGCUCUACGGGAACCGCUUUGAGACCUUCCCCAAAGUCCUGCUGCGCAUGGAGUUUUUGGAGAUCUUAGACAUGGAUCGCAACAAGAUAUCAGAGUUUCCCAGCCUGAAGCGCCUCAAAGCCCUGCGCCUUUUCUCCUACGACCACAACCCAGUGAAAGAGCCUCCUAAAGUGGGCGAGGAGGUGCUUCUGGUCGGGGAAGGGGCUGCAGAGUUUUUGGAGGAGCGCGAGGCCAGGAAGGAGAGACGCCGAAAGGCUGCAGAGAGAGAGGCAGAGGAGCUGGCGAUGGCCGGAGAGGAGCCGGUGAUUCACGGCAUCCUGAAGAACAGCAGCUCCAACUCAAAGCAGGCAACAAGUGAAGCUGCAGUGACCAUAGAGGGAACAGAUGAUAUAGAGGGAGAGAACCCAGGGAGGGAGGAUGAGGGAGGGUGCAUGGAAUACGGCGGAGCUGAGCUGGAAUAUAAUGAAGACGGGGUGGAAUAUGAGACAGAAGAGCUGAUAUGUGAGGGAGAAGGGUUUGAGUACGAGGGAGAGGAGCUGGAGUACGAGAGGGCUCAGAUGGACUAUGAGUAUGAGGACAGGGAGGAGCUGGAGGACAUGGGGAGACUAGAUGAAGGGGCGUGAAAAAAAAGCCUCAAACAUCCAGAUGAUCUGCAGACAGGUGGAUGAAAAUCCAAAAGAAACACUUCUGAGAGAGACUAACAGAGAGAGUGUGAGAUUUUCUUAGCUGUGCUGCUAAUUUAUGACCUGUUAAACUGUGAAAAUAAAUGAGCCGGGCAUUAUGUUUCUAUAAACUGUGACAUCUCACAAAUGACCAGAACAGAGCAGGACUCAGGUGGAGAGUGUGUGUGUGUGUGUGUUUACAGUGUGUAUGGUCCUUUUUCCAUCAUUAAAUAUUAACUGGGUUGAUAAAGUCAGCA
Molecule: messenger RNA, 3136 nt
Organism: Acanthochromis polyacanthus (spiny chromis)
Lineage: Eukaryota; Metazoa; Chordata; Actinopteri; Pomacentridae
Product: leucine-rich repeat-containing protein 10B
Exons: 1
Coding region: 1632-2840 (402 amino acids)
Molecular function (GO): protein binding
Source: RefSeq, a predicted model, not a curated record